Protopolystoma xenopodis is the source of this 831-nucleotide messenger RNA. The record is from the annotation of a GenBank genome assembly. NCBI's taxonomy places the organism in Eukaryota, Metazoa, Platyhelminthes, Monogenea, Polystomatidea, Polystomatidae.
AUGGUGACGUUUAAUUCGGCAGAAAUAUUUAUCCUCUGGCGUCAGACAUGGUCUUUUGACCGGCCGGUAGAUUCGGAGGCCCGAGACCUCGGGGCCAACGGAAUCGAAGAAUUCCGAGUCCCAGAGUCGUCUCUCAUCUCCGACGCAAGGAUCACUUCAAAAUCCGCCUCUGCCCCUUUGCCUUGGCAGUCCUUCUCUUCUCGACCACUUCCGCUGGACGACGAAAUGCGUGCAACCGAGCCGACCCUAUCGACGUCUGCAAACCUCUCCUCCCCCCCACCCGCCUUCACCCCCGAGCAGCUACUCUGCAUCCCCAGCAUGGGAGCGUCGUCGUUGUCUACCGUUCCAGCCCAGCCUCCUCUGAACCGAGCUUUCGCUAUCUCUGGUCUCCCAGUCUGCCCAUCUGCCCGUCUGUCCGCAUGUUUGUCUGUCCGUAUGCUCGUAUACCCUUUCUUGCCAAAAGGCGGCUUAAGUGCUCAAUUUAUCACGAUUUGCGAGUACACACCAACUCGAUCAGGUAUGCUUUAUGCUGACACCGGACGACCGGCUGCCUCACCAACAGCAGACGCCUUGACUUGCUGCUUGCCUUAUCGGGCCGUCGCAUCGUUGUCACGGCGUUCUCCUGUUCAGGCCGACCCGGCAACCUGCACCACCGUCUACCGCCCACUCAGACGCCCAUCGCCAGCGGUUGGUGAGGCCGGUCUAGCCCAAGUGAUACCACCACCUCGCUCAGUACCACUCCCUGGUCGGCCAACAGGCAGUAGGCGACAGUCACCAGUCUACAGCCAACAGGCCCUACAGUUUUUUUGGGUGGACGAGAGUCUGAAAUAA